Molecule: messenger RNA, 3687 nt
Organism: Dendrobium catenatum
Lineage: Eukaryota; Viridiplantae; Streptophyta; Magnoliopsida; Asparagales; Orchidaceae
Product: protein CHROMATIN REMODELING 24
Exons: 20
Coding region: 536-3460 (974 amino acids)
Molecular function (GO): ATP binding; ATP-dependent chromatin remodeler activity; DNA translocase activity
Source: RefSeq, a predicted model, not a curated record
AAAACAUUAAUCUCCAUUUUUUUGCAUGGGGAACCGAGAGAUGUUUUUUUAAGAGAACGACAGGUUCUCUUUUAAAUUCAAACUGGCCAUUUUACGCGCAUGAUUCCCAACGGCAGCUCUGCAAGUUUGGUGGUGGAAAAGAGCAGUGUUCAUCUAUGAUCGUUCAUCUAUAGCCAUAGAAGAGCCAACAAGUGCCGAGGGAAAGUUUCAGACAGGUUAAUGCUCCCGCAGGAGGGGUUGAAGAAAGUUGGAUUCAAGUGAAUAAGUGAAGAAGGGAGAAAGCGGAGAUUGAAGGGGCUCCUGCGGGGUGCCUGAGCGAGCGAAGCUGCACCAACACCGAAACGAAGAAGAACCUUGUAGAGAUCGGAGGAGAAGGAAGGCAGGAGAAGGCGCUGCCUCUAGGGUACGGAGCAUGAAACCCUAGCCGCGCUCUCGCUGUUCGCUGCAUACGUUGUUUGUUAGUGUCAGCUGAUUUUUUGCGCGAUCGAGCCUCUCUUUAGUGGCUAGGAGAAGCAGACGGGAUUCUUAGCAAUCAAUGGCGGAGGAGGAAAGAAGGCCCCUCAGCCUUAACGAACGCCUUGCCCAAAGCCUCUCACGCAGUCGAACUACCUCCCAUUGCACUACUGGUAUGACGUCUCCCUUCCACCAGCAAACAAACGAAAAUGAAGGUUCUUUUGUUCCAUCUUUGGAUGCAGAAAUUAGGGUUCGCAAGGUAAAGCUGGAAGGACGCCGUCGCCUCUGCAAACUCUCCUCUAGGACUGACAGCGGGAAACCUGGCAGCAUGUUGUCAUCGGGUUCAUCACCGGGAGAAAAGUCUGAUAUCGGCGGUUGUGAUAACGUCUGGGAUGUCCUCGAUGAUCUCAGCUCACGGUUGGAGACACUCUCUGUUGAGAACCCAAACCGCAAUUUGCUGCCGGCCCCGCACGAAUCAGAAGCUGAAUUCAAAAGUGCAUCCUCUUCGCUUUCUUCGUCUUCAUCCGAUGAAAAGGGAAGCGAGGGAAUUGAGAAAAUUAAAGGGAAAGCUGUGAGGUCUUUGGUUUUAGAGCAAGACGAGAGCAUGCAUAUUAAGGGGGUAAAAGGGAAAGAUGUGGAGCGAUUGGUUCUAGAUGAUGAUAGUGAUAAGGAUGAUUGUGUUGUUUUGGGAAGCGAUGAUAAAUUAAAGUGGGGAGAGAGGGAUGCUACCAUAGAAGAUAUCAAUAUUGAUAGCGAGGAUUCCAUUGGGAUGAAUGGCGCCGGUAGGUGCAGGGCUUCAAGGUACACACUUCCUGGUAAGAUAGCGAAGAUGCUCUAUCCGCACCAAAGGGAGGGUUUAAAGUGGCUUUGGUCUCUCCAUUGUCGUGGGACAGGAGGGAUUUUGGGUGAUGACAUGGGUCUGGGAAAGACCAUGCAGAUUUCUGCUUUUCUUGCUGGACUUCUUCAAUCUACCUUGAUCAAAAGGGUGUUAGUUGUUGCACCAAAGACGCUUCUUAGCCACUGGGUGAAAGAACUAUCGGUUGUUGGGUUGUCUACCAGGAUAAGAGAGUACUCUGGAACUUCCCCAAAAGUGAGAGAAUUUGAACUGCGAAGUGUGUUGAAGGAGGGAGGAAUUCUGCUCACUACAUAUGAUAUUGUCAGAAACAAUUCAAAGGCCAUUAGAGGGGAUUGGUAUAUUGAUGAUGAUAAAGUUGAGGAUGACAUAAUUUGGGAUUACACUAUACUGGAUGAGGGACACAUUAUCAAAAAUCCCCAAACACAGAGGGCAAAAAGUUUAUUUGAGAUACCGAGUGGUCAUCGCAUUAUUAUUAGUGGAACGCCAAUACAGAACAACCUCAAGGAAUUGUGGGCAUUGUUUCACUUCUGUUGUCCUGACAUCUUGGGUGGCAAGGAUGAAUUUAAAAUAAAAUAUGAAAAUCCAGUCCUCCGUGGAAAUGACAAGCAUGCUUCUGAUCGAGAAAAGCGUGUUGGCUCUACUGUUGCAAAGGAAUUAAGAGAGCGCAUAAAGCCAUAUUUCUUACGACGUUUGAAAAGUGAGGUAUUUUUUUCAGUUGAUGCAGCUAACAGUGCAAAGCUUUCUAAGAAGAAUGAGAUAAUUGUUUGGUUAAAGUUGGCAUCAGUUCAGAGGCAACUCUAUGAAGCUUUCCUGAAGAGUGAAAUGGUUCAUUCAUCUGUUAGAGGUUCACCAUUGGCUGCAAUAACGAUUUUAAAGAAAAUAUGUGAUCACCCGUUGCUGCUAACCAAAAGGGCUGCAGAAGGUGUACUUGAAGGCAUGGACACAAUGCUAAAUCGUGAAGAGCUUAUUUUGAUGGAAGAGAUGGCGUUGAGUGUGGUAAAUUCAAAUUAUCACAAUGUUCUUAAAGUUGGUCAACAGAUAUCAUGCAAAUUAUCUUUUAUCAUGCCAUUGUUGGAAAACUUGAUUAAAGAGGGGCACCACAUUUUAAUAUUUUCACAGACUCGAAAGAUGCUGAAUCUUUUGGAGGAAGCAAUUUUAUCUGAGGGAUACAAAUUUUUACGAAUUGAUGGAACUACCAAAAUAUCUGAUAGAGAGAAGAUUGUUAAGGAUUUUCAAGAGGGCUGUGGGGCGCCUAUAUUUUUGUUAACCUCACAAGUUGGAGGACUGGGCCUGACUCUUACCAAAGCAGAUCGUGUCAUUGUGGUUGAUCCAGCAUGGAAUCCAAGCACUGACAACCAAAGUGUUGAUCGUGCUUAUCGAAUUGGGCAAAAAAGAGAUGUACUUGUUUAUAGGUUGAUGACUUGUGGAACUGUUGAAGAAAAGAUAUAUAAAAUGCAGGUUUUCAAGGGUGGCCUUUUUAGGACAGCUACAGAGCAGAAGGAACAAACUCGGUACUUCAGCCCGAGGGAUAUGCGGGAGCUUUUUAGUUUGCCACCACAGGGAUUUGACGUUUCCUUAACACAAAAGCAGCUGUAUGAGGAGCAUGAUCAGCAACACACUUUGGAUGACGAAAUGAAGAGUCAUAUUGAGUUUCUAAGGAGUCUGGGAAUUGCCGGUGUUGGUCAUCACAAUCUGCUGUUCUCUAAGGCCUCAACAAUACCAUUUACAGAUAAGAAUAACGACUCGGAGAGUCUCAAGGGAAAUAGCAUUGUUCGGAGCUCUCAAUCAAAUCCAUCCGUUGAAUGUGUAGUUAAUGGUGCGGAGUUUGCUUUCAACCCAAAGGAUGCAAAGUCAUUUUUGCAGGCAGGUAGUUCUCGUGUUCAAGAACCGAAAGAAAAACCUGAAGUGAUUGCGGAAAGGAUACUUCGUCUCUCUCAAACCCUUGAAAACAAGGCAAUGGUUUCAAAACUGCCAGAUCAAGGUGAGAAACUGCGUAAGCAAAUUUCAGAUUUGAAGGCUCAGCUCCAAAUAUUAAGAGAUUCUCCUACUAACCAACCUUCUGAGAGGAAGCCGCAUCAGGUUUUUGAAUUGGAUGACCUGUCGCAUGAUUUGCAAAGGAUUGUCAAUUUAACGCUACCCCCAAAGGAGUAAAAAGCGGCUGAUUCUUCUUUGGAACUACAGGUAGGCCUUGAGGGAAUUCUCUUGCAUAUAUAUUAUAUAUAACAUAUGGUAUGAGGCGGUGAAAUGUUAUGCAGUGGACAAUGUUGGUAAAAAAUAUGCCAAUUUAUGUCGGUCAAAAGCACAUUUCUGAUGUUCUUUUGAGCUUGAAAAUUUUGUAGUUCAACUAACUCAAUUGAAAAUUUGUAGUUCAACUAACA